GUCCCACAUCCGCUUCGUCACGCCCCAACGAGAGGCGGACGCGGAUCCAGCGACAUGGACAUGGCUCUAUAUAUGCCGUCGGUGGGGGAGCCCCUACAGGACGACCCAAGCAAGCAAGCUCGAUCUACUACUACUACUAGCUGGUACACAUACUAGCCAGCCUGCCAGCCAGCUUGCCAUGGCGCCCACCGUGAUGAUGGCCUCGUCGGCAACCGCCGUCGCCCCGUUCCAGGGUCUCAAGUCCGCCGCCAGCCUCCCCGUCGCCCGCCGCAGCACCAGGAGCCUCGGCAACGUCAGCAACGGCGGAAGGAUCCGGUGCAUGCAGGUGUGGCCGGCCUACGGCAACAAGAAGUUCGAGACGCUGUCGUACCUGCCGCCGCUGUCGACGGACGACCUGCUGAAGCAGGUGGACUACCUGCUGCGCAACGGCUGGAUACCCUGCCUCGAGUUCAGCAAGCUCGGGUUCGUGUACCGCGAGAACUCCACCUCCCCGUGCUACUACGACGGCCGCUACUGGACCAUGUGGAAGCUGCCCAUGUUCGGCUGCACCGACGCCACGCAGGUGUACAAGGAGCUGCAGGAGGCCAUCGCCGCGUACCCGGACGCCUUCCACCGCGUCAUCGGCUUCGACAACGUCAGGCAGACGCAGUGCGUCAGCUUCAUCGCCUACAAGCCCCCCGGCAGCGAGUAGAGACCGUGGCUAGAUCGACCCAUGGCCAUGCCUCUGCCUGUUGAUCGGAUCACCUUCUUGCAUUGGUUCCUCUCUCUCUCUCCCUCCUUUUUUUUCCCUUUAUCUCAUCAUUUCUUUUCUCCUGCAUGCAAUGGUUCCUUUUGCUUCCAACAAUUCUCCUGCUGAUGUAUCCAGCAUGGCAUCAUCCAUCUACAAUUACGUACGUAGUGCAACGACUGUCGAUUCGUUGGGUGAGGAACAUAUAUGUGAAUGCAAGCUCCGGCUACCAUACAUGUGUAAUGUGUAAUAGAUAUAUAUACAAAACUGCCGAGGCGCCGACAAUACUUUAAUAACUGGUCCUUUU
Zea mays is the source of this 1034-nucleotide messenger RNA. RefSeq names its product ribulose bisphosphate carboxylase small subunit 2. The record is from RefSeq and is marked validated. The transcript is spliced from 2 exons. Lineage: Eukaryota; Viridiplantae; Streptophyta; Magnoliopsida; Poales; Poaceae. Bases 179 to 691 code for a protein of 170 amino acids.